AUGAGGAAGAACUUUGUGCCGAGGGUGGCAGAGCGCUGGGACAGGGAACCUGCUCUCGGUGGCCCUGCUUUGGCCGGGGGGAAAGCUCAGGCGGAAGGUGGAUCAGCUCGGACAUCACUGCUUAUAUUGGUGUCCAUCUUCUCAUUGGCUGCUUUCCUUAUGUUCCUGGUAUAUAAAAAUUUCCCACAACUUAGUGAAGAAGAAAGAGAAUGUAUAAAGGUUCCUAGAGAUAUGGAUGAUGCAAAGGCCUUGGGAAAAGUCCUGUCCAAGUAUAAGGACACAUUUUAUGUUCAAGUGUUAGUUGCUUAUUUUGCCACAUACGUUUUCUUGCAAACGUUUGCUAUUCCUGGGUCUAUAUUUCUCAGCAUCCUGUCAGGGUUUCUUUAUCCCUUUCCAUUGGCCUUAUUUCUUGUUUGUCUGUGCUCUGGACUUGGAGCUUCGUUUUGCUAUAUGCUUUCAUACCUAGUGGGACGUCCUGUUGUAUACAGAUAUUUAACAGAAAAAGCAGUAAAAUGGUCAGAACAGGUUGAACGACACAGAGAACACCUCAUUAACUACAUAAUAUUUUUGAGAAUAACACCUUUUCUUCCCAAUUGGUUUAUCAAUAUAACAUCUCCUGUAAUUAAUGUGCCAUUGAAAGUAUUUUUCAUUGGCACUUUUCUAGGUGUGGCACCACCGUCUUUUGUAGCCAUUAAGGCAGGAACAACGCUGUACCAACUUACAACAGCAGGGGAAGCUGUUUCCUGGAACUCUGUGUUUGUUCUCAUGAUUCUAGCCAUCCUCUCCAUCCUACCAGCUCUCUUCCAGAAGAAACUGAAACAGAAGUUUGAAUAAGGAUCAAACUGGACCAGAAUUUCCCAUACUUCAUCUCAGGAUCAGCACUUCUGAUAUUUGUAUAUUUGCUUUUCUAUUGGAUCUUAAGCAAUUAAGGAGGAGGCUUGUAAUUGAUAAGAAUGUUUUUAAAUGAACACAAGGCCCAGAAUUGAAGGAACUGUGUUCAGAGAUGUACUGCAUAUAGUUUUGUAACCAAACCAUCAGUGUUUUACUUUGGGAGGGGGUGUGUGUGGCCCUCAGGAUGAGGGAAGUGGAAACACAGAUGUAACAUUUUGCUCUGAUUAUAUGCAGAGCAAAAAAUGUAAUGUAGACAUAAACUACAGAUAAUGCUUUCUAAAACUUGCAGGAAACCUUAAUUAUUCAGUCCAAUUUUGUGAUAUUCUGUGUAGGCUUGCAUGUGAUCUGGUCUGAGUACAUUUCUCAUCAACAAUAUUUCUGGGUUUUGCCUUUGGGAGUUCCAAAAUAAUAUAAUAAUGGUGCUCACUCUGAAACAAAGGGGUUUUGCAGUACUUCAAC
Molecule: messenger RNA, 1350 nt
Organism: Nestor notabilis (Kea)
Lineage: Eukaryota; Metazoa; Chordata; Aves; Psittaciformes; Psittacidae
Gene: TMEM41B
Product: transmembrane protein 41B
Exons: 7
Coding region: 1-834 (277 amino acids)
Cellular component (GO): endoplasmic reticulum membrane
Source: RefSeq, a predicted model, not a curated record